AUGGGAGCGAAUCCUCCAAUUCAUGUCAUGGAAGGAUUUGUUCAUCGAAUUUGGAAGAAUCUAAAAGUUGAUAAGGUUGCGAUGAUUCACAAAGGAGUUUUCAUAGUGCGAUUUUCUACCAUGGAAAAUCGUGAUAAGGUAUUAUCAGGACACUUCUUCUUUGAUAAUAAACCUCUAAUUCUGAAACCAUGGGUGGCUGAUGUGGAUUUCAUAAAAGAGGAUCUUAUAUCAGUGCCUGUAUGGAUUCAAUUAAAAUUGAAUAUUAACUACUGGGGGGAAAAGGCGUUAUUCAAAAUUGUUGACCAGAUUGGUAAGCCAAUACAGAGAGAUGAAGCGACUAAAAAUCGAGAUAAAGUCCAAUUUGCAAGAGUCCUUGUAGAGGUUUUUUUAUCAGAGAAAUUAAUUGAUCAAGCUGUUUUUGUGAAUGAAUAUGGAGAUAAAAUAGAAGUAGAGGUGAAGUAUGAAUGGAAACCAGUGACAUGUGAGGUAUGUCAUUGUGUAGGUCAUGAAACAGAGAAUUGUAGAGCUAAGAAGAAACAAGUAUGGAGGGCUAAAGCACCAAUACAGGAAGAUAAUAGGCCUGAAGAUGAAGGUGUGACUAAAUCUGUACCCAAAGGUAUAGAAGUUGAUUCAGCUGGAUUUCAGAGGGCUUUAAGGCCAAUCAAGGUAAAGGCAUGUCAUCUUGGCAGCCUUUAUCAAAAUGUGUUUAAAUCAUGGUGCUUCACCUCCAAUAUUGGCUAUCACACAGGAGGAAGAGUUGGGUUAGUCUGGAAGCCUGGUGUGUUCUCUGUAAAUAUUCUACAUAGUACUGAUCAGUUUAUCCAUUGCUAUGUGCAACCUAUUAGUGGCAGAACAAGUUUCUUUUGUACUUUCAUUUAUGCCUAUAAUGAGAGUGCAAGAAGAGAGUCUAUGUGGGCAAGUUUGAGGGAUGUCAAGACUAAGGAGCCUUGGAUUACUAUAGGGGAUCUAAAUUAUGUUAGGCAUGUGGAUGAGAGAAUUGGUGCACUAGUUAGAAGUGGUGAAAUGGAACCUAUCAAUAGAUGUAUGAUAGAUUGUGGGUUAGAUGAUAAGAGAAGUUCGAGAUAUUUUUUCACCUGGAAUAAUAAGCAGCAAGGUGAUGCAAGAGUUUUUUCUAAACUGGAUAGAAUCAUGGCAAAUGAAGCAUGGAUAGAUACAUAUGAAAGUGCAGAGGGCUGUUUUAUGCAAGAAGAGGAAUAUGAUCACACUCCUGCACUUCUUUCUAUUUGUCCCUAA
Molecule: messenger RNA, 1254 nt
Organism: Beta vulgaris subsp. vulgaris (sugar beet)
Lineage: Eukaryota; Viridiplantae; Streptophyta; Magnoliopsida; Caryophyllales; Amaranthaceae
Exons: 2
Coding region: 1-1254 (417 amino acids)
Source: RefSeq, a predicted model, not a curated record